Cannabis sativa is the source of this 1736-nucleotide messenger RNA. Its product is annotated as PTI1-like tyrosine-protein kinase At3g15890. Gene Ontology annotation, biological process: protein phosphorylation. Gene Ontology annotation, molecular function: ATP binding; protein kinase activity. The record is from RefSeq and is a predicted model, not a curated record. NCBI's taxonomy places the organism in Eukaryota, Viridiplantae, Streptophyta, Magnoliopsida, Rosales, Cannabaceae. The coding region runs from base 416 to 1573 and encodes 385 amino acids. The transcript has 4 exons.
AAUCAUAAGUCAUGAGUUUAGAUAAUGAUAUAUAUUAUUAUACAUAACCAAAUACAACUACAUUAAACUAUACAUGUUCCAUUUAACUACAAAUGUCACCUUUAUAUAUUGUUAUUAGUACUAUUAAUUAUUAUUAUUAUUAUUUUGAACAAAACUAAAUAAUUAAUUUUAUAAUAUAAAUAUUAAUAUUAUUAUAUAACACUUGGUUAUACCCGUUCAAUUAUGUUACACUUUAUAUAUAUGGAAUCAUCCGGCCAAAGUCGGCUAACAUUAUUGAGAUGGGAAAUGACCAAAAUGCCACUAUGUAUUAUAAGUACUAAUACUAAUCCAGCAAAUUAAUUAAGAGAUUAUUAUUAAAGCUCUCCAAAUCUAAAAUAGAUAACUUCUUUCUUAGUUUUGGACUCAUUAAUUGAGCAUGGGAUCUAUUUUCAGUUGCUGUGGCUCUGAGAAAGUAGAAGAAGGGUCACAAACAAUGGGAGGAGGUAGCAAUACAUGGAGGAUUUUCACAUACAAAGAAUUGCAUAUUGCUACUAAUGGUUUUAGUGAUGAUAAUAAGCUUGGAGAAGGUGGCUUUGGAAGUGUUUAUUGGGGUAAAACUACUGAUGGUCUUCAGAUAGCGGUGAAAAAAUUGAAAGCGAUGAAUUCAAAGGCAGAAAUGGAGUUUGCGGUUGAGGUGGAAGUUCUCGGGAGAGUUAGGCACAAGAAUUUGUUAGGGUUAAGAGGUUAUUGCGUCGGGACUGAUCAAAGAUUAAUUGUGUAUGAUUACAUGCCUAAUCUCAGCUUACUUUCUCAUUUACAUGGUCAAUACUCUAAAGAAGUUCAACUUGAUUGGAAGAGGAGAAUGAAGGUUGCUAUUGGCUCAGCUGAAGGCCUCUUGUACUUACACCAUGAAGUAACACCCCACAUAAUCCACAGAGACAUAAAAGCAAGCAAUGUGUUAUUAGAUUCAGAUUUUGAGCCAUUAGUGGCUGAUUUUGGGUUUGCAAAAUUGAUCCCAGAAGGGGUUAGUCACAUGACCACACGUGUGAAGGGUACUUUAGGGUAUUUAGCCCCAGAAUAUGCCAUGUGGGGUAAAGUUUCCCAAAGUUGUGAUGUUUAUAGCUAUGGAAUUCUUUUGUUAGAGCUUGUAACUGGUAGAAAGCCCAUUGAGAAGCUUCAAGGUGGAGUUAAGGUCACAAUAACUGAAUGGGCUGAGCCUUAUAUAACCAAAGGUAGGUUUAGGGAUCUUGUGGACUCAAAACUAAGAGGUAAUUUUGAUGAGGCCCAAGUUAAACAGGCUGUUAAUAUUGCGGCCCUUUGUGUUCAAAGUGACCCUGAUAGAAGGCCUGAUAUGAAGGAAGUUGUUGGGCUUUUGAAAGGUUGUGAGCCCAAGCCCAAUAAAGUGAGGCAAACUAGGAUGGAGAGCAUUAAGUAUAAGGAUGAAUUGGUAGCCAUUGAUCAAGCCACUGAUGAUGAUGAUGAUGAUGAUGAAGAUGGAGAAAGUAAUGGGUAUGGUGUUUUUAGUGCUUUGGAUGUUCAAAGAAUGAAAGAUCCUUACAAACAUGGAGUUAGAAAAACUACUAAUAAGUUUUGAGAUCAUUUUUUAGUGUUGUGUUAUUGUUAUUAUUUGGUUUUAUGUUUUUUUAAUUUGUUAGUCAUGAACAACAAUUACAUUACAAUUUUUGUUAUGAUGAAUGGGAUGAAUGAACAAUGGUUUUUGGUAACUAUUAAGGUACACAAGUUUCCUUAUUGAUAUA